Molecule: messenger RNA, 527 nt
Organism: Staurois parvus
Lineage: Eukaryota; Metazoa; Chordata; Amphibia; Anura; Ranidae
Source: the annotation of a GenBank genome assembly
UCCAGCUGCAGAAGAAGAUGAGGUCCCGGAACGGAUCCCAGAGGUUCUUCGAGACGUUCCUGCGAGUUCUAAUAACUCUGAGCACUGGGACGGCCAUUGUCCUCUCCUCCAUCUCCAUCUGUGAUGGGAACUGGCUGCGGGCCCCGGGGCCCCUCUUCGGGGUGUGGGACACCUGCCAAGCUGAGAAGAAGCCGCCGUGCUCCGAGGAGAUGGUCAGACUGAGCACAGUGAUGGUGGUGGUGAGGACCUCCGUGUGCCUGGCUGUGGUCCUGGCCAUCUUUGGGUUGGAGUUGAUGAUGGUGUCCCAGCUGUGUGAUGACGGCCAUUCCCGGAAGAGGUGGGCCUUGGGCUGCGCCAUGCUGCUGGUGGGGUUCCUCCUGUCCUCCACGGGGACCGUGACCUACAUCUUCCUGCUGAGGGACAUCUACGGGACCUUCACACUGACCUUCUGGGCCCAGUUCCUGGCCGUCUUCCUCUUCUUCCUCAACGCCAGCAGUGGAAUUUACUUGAAUCGCUUGACGGCAUGA